Messenger RNA from Anisakis simplex (herring worm), 918 nucleotides. NCBI's taxonomy places the organism in Eukaryota, Metazoa, Nematoda, Chromadorea, Rhabditida, Anisakidae. The record is from the annotation of a GenBank genome assembly.
AUGGCAAGGAAUGAUUCACAUGACGAUUUAGCAGCGGUAAUCGUGUAUCUACGAGCGUCGCUCAUCUUUCCAACAAGAAUGACAAACGAGGAGGGUUAUAAUGAAGGAGAAGAAGUAACGAAGGAUACAAAAAAUGAUUCGUGCUCAGUUGUAUCGCGAAAAGAUUACGGAACUGCUGCGGCUUAUGCAGAUGAGGUUCGUAAAUGGGUAAUGGCAUCGCAGUGCUGGGCUAUUUGUCAUCAGAUGGCCUGCAUGCAUUCGUACGCCUAUGUUGCGUCUUGUAUGAACCCACAGUUCGCUGCAUCUCAGCAAACCUCUCCAGUUCUCACCUCCAAUGCUUCAGCAACAACGAACAAUGCUCCUCCUCAAGCCGGAGCCACUUCUUUCACACAGCGUCGAGCAAUUCCAUCGUUUGCACGUCGUAUUGCUGCCGAAGUCAUUGAUUCAUUUGUAGCAUUUGGUGUGAAAUUGUUCAUCGUCUAUUUCCUUGUUGAACUGAACUUCAUAGACUUAGAUAAAUAUGACCGGUUGUUAAGCGACGAAGCUGAUCUACAAGCGCUGAUCGAUAUAACUCAAGAGUUGUUCCCGGUUGAGGUGCUCGGUAAAGUGGUUAUCAGUGUUGCUGAAGCUCUUUUUAUAUCUUACGGUUGGGGGUCGGUGCCACCUGGUGCAACACCAGGUAAAGGGCUAAUGGGUAUUCAGGUAAUACCUUGUCGUCAAGUGACACCAAUUCCUGGUACGGACGACGUGGAAAUAUUACGUGAUCCUUCUAUUCCAUUCAAAAAUUCGUUGUUACGAUCGUUAAUGAAGAAUUUAUUAAUAAAUCUGUUGUUCCCGUUGAGUGCUGCUGCAUAUGCAUUCAAUUACAACCGUGCAAUUUACGACCUUGCAGCGAACACAAUCGUUGUUUAUAUUUGA